AUGUCCGCCUUUNACGAGCAGAACCAGGCCGCUGCUGCCACCGGUGCAUGGCCUGCACCUGGUCGCCAGCCUUCGUGGGAACAACCUGCCCCUCCCUCGAGAUCCGAGAUUGAGCGUGCCACCGACAACCUCGUCAAGAGCGGCAAGUGGAUGGCCGGCGGAGCACCACAGUACAACAGUCGUCGCGAGUCCAUGCCUCCCUUGAUGAUGGGCCGCGGAUUCAACGCUGAUUAUGCUGGUUCCAAGUCUAACUCUCCUGCCGAUGGUCGCAUGGGCGGUCCGGGACAGGCACGCCACCACUCGGUCAGUGAAUACGACGGUAUGCGAUCCAACUCGGCGGCUGGCCUCCAGGGCUACUAUGCGUCGCAGCGCUUCGCACCACGUCAAAAUGAGGCAGAGCAGAUGAUGCAGGCCAAGCGAAGGAUGGCUGCGCAAAGAGAGAGGGAGCUCCGCAACUAUCACCAGGAGCAGCAAUACAACAGGAACACUUCCGCCCAAGGCCCCAAGCCCGACCGCGCCCUGAGCCCUGCAGCUGCUACAACCAUGAGUGAAGACGAACGCCGCGACCUCAUUGCCCGUCAGCACCGUGCUCUUUACGGCAACGAAUCUGCACUGUACCCCACCUCGGAGGCUGCUGCCGUUGCUGCUCGCCGUGCCUCGCAGGACGUCAGAGGCUCCAUCUCCGGAGCCUCCAGAGGUGGUGCUUCACCUCUUGCUUUCGACCCUUUCCACGGCGAGCCUGCUGUUCAGAUGCCUCCUCGUGAUGGUGUCAUGCUUCCCAAGUCGCCUAACAGCGCCUCAUCCCCGCAGUCUAACCCUACCACUUUUGGCAGUCUACUGGGUGAAACUCAGCAAUCAAGCCGCACUUCGGUAUCUUCGCCCAGCGGCUCGCCUCCUCUCGGACAGGGCUCGAAGGGAACCGCCGCCGCCGCUCCUAUCGGCACUCGCCCAGUACCUAAUGCUGCGCAAGCUACCGGUUUGAACAAGCGCUCGACCACCCCCCUUCCUUCGCCCCUUAGCUUCGGCUUCAGUGCCAACGAGCAAGCAAGAAACGAGCGUUCCACCUCCGCUGGUCCCAACGGCUCUGUAGCUGACAAAGGGGUCAACCUUGGUUCCUGGGGCUCCAACAGCGGAGUCUGGGGCUCUGCUAAGAAUAGUCUUGGUGUCCAGGCUCCUGUCUGGGGCUAG
Molecule: messenger RNA, 1188 nt
Organism: Aureobasidium musti
Lineage: Eukaryota; Fungi; Ascomycota; Dothideomycetes; Dothideales; Saccotheciaceae
Source: the annotation of a GenBank genome assembly